AUGCUACCAAUUUCUUCUCCCGCGGCCCUGCUCCUGCUCUCGCCGCUCCUGUCUGUCGCCGCCCUCGUCACUCGACAAGUUCCCAUGACGGCCGACAUCUUCCACCUAGCAGCCUGCUCAAACCACUCCUCAAUCCUGUACUUCGCCGACAACACCUCUCCCCAUCCCGCAACCCCCCCAACCGACACCUACACCCUCCCACCCACCGAAUGGAAUGAAACCUAUACGAGAGGCUUAAUCCUCGAGGACUCAUUAAUCAUCACUAUAAACGCUGAUGCGUACACCAAGCCAGUGGAUGAGAAAAUCGGGAGAGCGAUGUAUGCUGAUAUUGAGAGCUGUAAGGAUACGGGGUAUAGUAUCUUAAAUUGCUUCAGGGGCGCGGAGGAGGUGGUUUGGGAUGGUGAUGGAGAUGAAUGCGUUGGGGAGUUUUAUUGUACUAGGGCCAUGCAAGCUGUUUGUUAG
This is a messenger RNA of Venustampulla echinocandica, 462 nucleotides long. RefSeq lists its product as uncharacterized. NCBI's taxonomy places the organism in Eukaryota, Fungi, Ascomycota, Leotiomycetes, Helotiales, Pleuroascaceae. The transcript is spliced from 2 exons. The coding region runs from base 1 to 462 and encodes 153 amino acids. The record is from RefSeq and is a predicted model, not a curated record.